AUGGCGGCCACCGCGCUGCGGCACCGUGAAGGUGGGCGGGGCUCUAUUAUGAUCCUCUCCGGCUCCCGUUCGGCCUCCCCGGAAGGAAGCAAGCUGGCCGCCCGGGGGCGGGGCGAGGCCAAUAAGCGGCCGCCCGACGGCUCGAAGGGUCGGAGGAGGCUUGGCGACUCGGAGCUAACGAGGCUGAAGGAGGCGGGACUCCUCAUCCCUCCAAAAUGGGCUCGACCAACUUCACUCAAGAGGUUCACAAGCAAGAAGCCCCUUCGGCUCAAGACGGUGGACGUGGAAAACCAGCAAUGGGGCCGAGCAUGUGGCCAAGAAAGCGGGGAUGCCUCCCUCCCCAAGAACCAUCUCCUCCUGCCUCGAGAUCCGGCAACUUCGGGGCAGCUGCGGACGCGGGAAAUGUGCCCAUCGCCUGCCUCGGAGGGGAGAAGGGGGAAUCAUCAUUGGCCCGGUGGGGGAGAGCUGGAACCCAAAGGGGCCCUCUCUCCUCCCACCCACGCACCCCAUCCAGCCCAAAGUGGAGGGCGAUCCGGAGAGCCAGCCUGCCUCUCACCAGCUCCGCUUUCCACUCCAAGCGGAUCCCCAGGCUUUCAGCCAUUAUCUGAUUUGUCUUCCUAUGAAAUUGGUGUCCCCAGGAGGAUAACGAGAGAACGACGUGAACGGCUGCCUUUCAGCCCAGCGUCUCAGGACAAGUUAUUGUAUACCAUCAAGAUCGAAGGAACUAAACGGACGCUUCAUCUAGUAAAAAACAAACAACUUCUGCCGACAGACUUCACAGUUUACACGUACAACGAAGACGGAACGCUUCAUGUGGAUAUAAAAAAUUUCCAGGAUCACUGUCACUAUCAGGGGUAUGUGGAAGGAAUAUUAAACUCUGUCGUUGCCGUCAGCACCUGUUCUGGACUCAGGGGUUUAAUCCAAAUCGAAAACAUCACCUAUGGAAUUGAACCCCUUGAUUCGUCAGACUCCAGACAUCUCAUCUACCGACUGGAGAACGUGAGGAGGCACCGCCUGGCCUGUGGGGUUUCUGCUGACUCGAAUCAAAAAUGCGGAAGGGUGGACAUCCCGGCCAUGCCUCAGUUGCAGAGAAAAAAGAGAGGCAUCCUUCACCAGACAAGAUACGUGGAGCUUUUCAUAGUUGUGGACAGAGAAAGGUACAUGGUUUUAGGCCAGAAUAAAACAGCUGUAACAGAAGAGAUGGUGCACUUAGCCAACUACUUGGACAGUAUGUACGUUAUGUUGAACAUCCGCAUUGUGUUGGUCGGGUUGGAGAUUUGGACGCGGCAAAAUCAAAUCAGCAUAGAAGGAGGGGCGGGAGACGUGCUGGGCAACUUUGUACAGUGGCGAGAACAGGAGCUCGUCCCACGCCAAAGACAUGACAGCGCGCAGCUUGUCCUGAGAAAGGAGUUUGGUGGAACAGCUGGGAUGGCUUAUGUUGGAACAGUGUGCUCUAAGAGCCACGCUGGAGGAAUUAACGUGUUCGGACCGAUCAGCGUCCAGAUGUUUGCAUCCAUCGUCGCCCACGAGCUCGGCCACAACCUUGGAAUGAACCACGACGACGAAAGGAACUGCCACUGUGAAACGGGGAACUGCAUUAUGAAUUCCGGAGCAUCAGGAGCCCGAAACUUCAGCAGCUGCAGCGAGGAAGACUUUGAGAAGCUCACGCUGAACAAGGGUGGAAGCUGCCUUCUCAAUAUCCCCCGGCCGGAGGAAACCUACAGUAUUCCCUACUGCGGCAAUAAGCUCGUGGAUGCAGGGGAGGAAUGCGAUUGUGGCUCUCUGGACGAGUGCAAAACUGAUCCUUGCUGUGAAGCUGGAACGUGUAAACUCCGCCCAGGCGCCGAAUGUGGUUAUGGAGACUGCUGUCACAAUUGCUAUUACUUGACCAAAGGCACCAAGUGCAGAGAAAGCGCCAGUGAGUGUGACCUCCCGGAGUACUGCAACGGAUCCUCACCCUUCUGCCCGCAGGACGUCACCGUUCAGAACGGGCACCCUUGCCACAACGAGGAAGCUUAUUGCUACAACGGGUUGUGCCAGUACUACGAAGCGCAGUGCCAAGCCAUCUUUGGCCCAAAGGCGAAGGCGGCACCAGAAAUUUGCUUCUCCGCUGUCAAUUCCAAAGGGGACCGGUUUGGAAACUGUGGCUACCACGGCCAUGAUUACAAGAAGUGCUCAAGCUGGAAUGCCAUGUGUGGAAAGCUACAGUGUGAGAACGUGAAGACAUUGCCCGUCUUUGGGAUCAAGCCGGCCAUUAUUCAGUCUCCUAUCAAAACCAGCAUGUGCUGGGGAGUGGAUUUCCAGCUAGGAUCGGACGUCCCAGACCCAGGAAUGGUGAACGAAGGUACCAAGUGUGCACCUGGAAAGGUGUGUAAGCACUACCAGUGUGUGGAUGCGGCAGUUUUGGGUUAUGACUGUGACAUAAAGAAUCGGUGCCACGGCCACGGGGUAUGCAAUAGCAACAAGAACUGUCACUGUGAUCCAGGCUGGGCCCCUCCCUUCUGUGACACCAAAGGAUACGGUGGCAGUGCGGACAGUGGGCCUCCCUAUAACGAUGAAGAUAACACAACCAGAAACUGGCUACUGGUAUUCUUCUUCCUGAUUCUUCCCCUUCUUGUGGCUUUGCUCUUCUGUUAUUUUACAAGGAAUCAGUUUGCAAAAUCCAUAAGGCCACUGGUGGACAGCUGUUGUCGGUGUUUCAGCAGAUCGGAUCACAGGACGCGGCAAAAUGUAAACACAGAGUUCCCACCAAGCGCUCCAUACCCUCCGAGAGAUACAUCAACUCAAAUGAAUAGGCAAUCAAACAGAUACCCUGUGCCAUCCUACACAGCUAAUCAGCAAUGGCAUGGUGAACCUUUCCAUUACAAGGCACCACCUGUAAAUUCAGCACCACUUGUUCCCCCAUCCAUGGAACAGCAUUUUGUCCCAACAAGGCCUCCACCCCCGGCGACAAAGACGACGACAGCAGCUCAGGAACGUUUUGUCCCCUCCCGCCCUGCACCUUUGCCCCCCAAAUAAUGUCCCACCUGUCUUUCACAAGCCAUUCAAUUUUGCUGGGACAGAGAGCUACAUCAGUCUUCCAUCAAGUGGUCCUUGAGACCCUUCCUUUUCUCAUCAGCACUGGACAAGGAAAAAAACAAAGAGAGGAAGGAAGGAAGGAAGAAGAAAAAUGCAAAACCAAGGAAUGUAAGCUUACCGAACAAAUACCUCUACCCAAACUUGCAGGAGCCAAGAUCGCUGAGCCUGUGAGAACUGUCGGUGUGAACUGCAGUUGGACUGCACUGCUGGAAUCAGUGGAUCAGCCUGAACUAUAGUUACCUUUUGGGUGUAACUGUGUCUUCCCCUCUUUUAUGAUGAUUUGUUCAGAAAAAUAUUCAGUACAUGAGCAUCCCCCACCCCCAGAUGGUUGCUGGAAAGAAUAUAACAUUGAGUGAAGACAGGCAAACGUUAGCAGUGUGGCUAAUUUAGACUCUUUUGCUGCGUUUAGACCAAUCUUAUCUUGUUGGAAUGGCCUGUUCUUUGAAACAGCCUUAAAGGGUACUGCAGGCUUUGAACAGAAAUCAUAUAUGGAUAGCACUGAUUGGCCUGUGUCCAUUGCGUUACCACAUCCAUGUCUUGCCCUCUGUAGCCUUGGGAGCAAUUUUGCACUUUUAAAAAUCUAAAACGUUAACAAGGCAAACAAUGGAGAUGUAACUGCGUGCAUGGCAUUUUUAAAAAAAAAGACAGUCUAAAGAAUAAUAGAAGAGUAAAGACUGACAGACGGUGACCUGAGGCCCCUAUUCUGAGUUCUCUUUGGUUAGUGUUACACUUGUCUUCACUCAUGCUUGCAUAAAAGGAAGUGUUAAAAGCUGCUGUUCAGACAGGAUGAGCGCAUGGACAGGAAGAGAAACUAGACCAUUGUUGUUGUUUUAAUUUGGGUUACCAGGCAGCUAAAAGGCACAUGGUAAAUCAGGAAGCCAGCUUGCAGUCCACUUCUAUACGUGUCUAGUCCCAAUUAAGUUCCGUGGGACUUUUAGGUAAGUUAUUAUAAGACUGCAGAUGUAAUCUUGAUGUCCCACCAGAUGGACGGACCGGGUGCCAUCCACGCUGCGCUGCUGUUCCAACGUUCCUGCCGUAAGAUAUUUUCUACGACAAGAAAACAAGAUGGAAGAAAUGGUAACUUAGAAAAGGACACAAUGAAUGAAGGACAUCUGAACCCAAUCCCCUUAAAAGGCUGUAGAAGAGACAGGGUGGUUGCACAAUGGGAGCCUUGCCUAAAAGCCGUCCUUGACAAAAGAUGGAGCAUAUUCUUAGCAUAUUUUAGUUUUUUUUUAAAUAGUGUGGGAGACUGCUUGUGUCUUUAUGUAAAUUAACCCAAGGCAAUUUUAACUGUGUUCCGGCUGACACUAAACUAUAGUUAAUAAAGGAUAUUAGGUUUAACUUAACAAUUGUUUUAAGUUAACAAACAGAAGUACGGGCAAUUCUUCAAAUAUACCACUAAUAAUCGUUAUGCAAAAAAAAGGUACGAGGUGUACUUUUCGUCAAGGCUGGGGAGCGAGCAGCUGAUGGCUAGCCAAAGCACUUCCAUGCAGCUCUCACAUAUUUGCUAGAAGUCAGAAACAGAGGGGCGCCUGGAAUGUUUAUGACAACCAGCACUCAAGAACUGGAACUGAAAAGAUUUAAAAGCAGAGACUCGCUCAGUUUUGAUUCCCACAACAUUGGCAUCUUCCUGUGGAUGCAAGAGGCGUCACUAGCCUCACCGGAAGACCAGCGUCAAGAUCAUCCAUGCUGUUGUAUUCCUUCUGAUCACUAUGUACAAGUGUGAAAGUUGGAAAGCUGUCAGGG
This is a messenger RNA of Pogona vitticeps (central bearded dragon), 4824 nucleotides long. The record is from RefSeq and is a predicted model, not a curated record. Lineage: Eukaryota; Metazoa; Chordata; Lepidosauria; Squamata; Agamidae.